CUUAUUGUGGCCUUUCUCGUUGUGCGGUUUAAUUGCUCCGUGCUACUUAGGUUCAUUCAUGUUCAUUUCAGCUUAUUUCGGUCCACAAAAGACGUGUUUUGUGUGAAGCGCUUGGGCAACCUGGCAGUAUCCUUGCCCUUGUGCUUCUCUCUGGCGGCAUGGCAGUUUGACACCGAAAGGGUGCUUCAGCUGAACGAUAUUUGGUGUGAAGCCAAGGGAGCUGGCAUUUCUUGCAACGUUUCCAGCCAAGCACCGACGGGGUCACGGAGAGCCCAUCCUGGAAGGCCUACAACACUAACAACACCCAAGCUCUUUGCGAUCUCUUUCAUGCCUUUCUGUCAAGUCACCCAAUGUCCACCUCGCGGUUUGCGCCAUUCUAAAGAAGGCACGGAGAAGAACGCUCGUCUCGGUAGACCGUGUUUUGGCCGAGAAUCCGGCCAGAAGCUAUGGGGCGCAAUUAUGAGUGCUGCGAAAAAAUGUGCAGAUCGGGUCAAACAACGAAUCGAAGAAUAUCUGGAAAAGGACGGUCUCGGCGAGAAAUUAGCUGAUGUCAUUAAAAUCCUGGCCGAGCGCCUAACCAAACGGAUAGAGACCUAUGUCAAGGAGUGACCACCCUAGCAUUUUCCUCAUUUAUUUCAACACAAUUUGUUGUUGUCUUGAAAAGUUAUGCAAUGCAAUGUUCUCUGUGAGCACUUCUCUAUCGAUCUUC
Molecule: messenger RNA, 709 nt
Organism: Opisthorchis viverrini
Lineage: Eukaryota; Metazoa; Platyhelminthes; Trematoda; Opisthorchiida; Opisthorchiidae
Exons: 5
Source: RefSeq, a predicted model, not a curated record